Neurospora hispaniola is the source of this 478-nucleotide messenger RNA. RefSeq lists its product as uncharacterized. NCBI's taxonomy places the organism in Eukaryota, Fungi, Ascomycota, Sordariomycetes, Sordariales, Sordariaceae. The transcript has 3 exons. Bases 156 to 389 code for a protein of 77 amino acids. The record is from RefSeq and is a predicted model, not a curated record.
GCAUAGUAAACGACGCGUGACCACACCCAGGCGACGUCAUUGUCUUACACCCUCUCUUUUAGGCCCCUUGUACGUGGUACGACGACUACAGUUGUCUCACUACGACCCACUCCUCACGAACCAUCAAGACAAGUCAUAACACCAAGACCACCACAAUGGCCGGCGGCGACGAUCUCAGCAAGAAGGAAGUCAACAUUCUUCCCCACGACACCCAGAAGGACGAGCAAAAGAACGCCAACAACCCCCUCAACAAGCUCGCUGAUAGUGCCAAGGCCACGUUCGAGCAGGCGUCAAAGGCCAUGCCCGGUCCCGCCAUCUCGCAGAACAUCGGUGGCGAGGAGGGCACCAAGGAGGAGCGCAGGGCCAAGGCUGAGGCGCUCAACAAGUGAAGGGAUGGACAAACAGGGGAAUGGAUGGAAUGAUUGCAAUGACUGAAUGAUACACAUACACAUAUAUAAUUGAACUGUUUUGACAAGUA